ACGUUCUGAUUUUAAAACGGAAAAACCAAAAAACGCCGCCGUUUGUUUGUCCGAUUUGGUUUUGAAACCGAAAAUAUAAAGAACGAACGAUACACGGAUUCGGGAGCCUUUCAGUUUUAAAGUAGAUUGUAAAACCUGAAGUACGUCGACGUCCCCCCUGACAUGGAUUAUGUGAUCACCCUACUAUACACAAAUAUUCAGGGAAGUGAACAUAAUUUCCCACGAAGCAUAAACAUGCCAAAAUCCCUACUCGACAACAUUAUACAACAUAACGGACAGGCGUCGUUUUUAUAUGACCACGUUGUUUACGAAUUAAGCCUCCGUGGGUAUGUCUACGCCUCUCUGUGCAUCUCCGUGGAAAACCCUGCGGGGGCUGAUUGUUGAAGGUGAACCGGGCAUAAACAUCUCUGAUGAUUCAGUACUCCACCGCCCCAGGCUGCAAAUGUGAAGAACCGGGGACUGUCCAGCUCAUGUGCCUUUGAAGCCUGUUAAAUCCACCUCCGCUUACUAACAAGUCAAAUGACCGUUCACAUGCAUUACAACAACAGUAGCUGUUUAUUCUCACAAACUGCGUCACUAACCAGCACCCUCCCACCCCGCCUCGCAAGCUUACCGCGUUUUAGUUUCCAUCGUUCCUCUUUUGUUUACAACAAGAAGCAAGCGAUAAACGACUGGUAUGUCAGGAUUCCAAUCAAAUGGAAAAGGAGUGAACUGCACUUGGGAAAAAAUGGAUUACCAUGCUGUGGCCUAAGGAUUUUAAAGGUUUCAUGAUUGGUGUGAUUGCCAUCCUUCUGCUUCUUAUCUGUAAUCUCUGCUAUUCGUGUAACCAGGCUGAGUAUGACAUAGGUGGUGAGUGCUGUCCUGUGUGUCCUCAAGGGGAUAGAGUUUAUAAACACUGUACAGGGCAGUCCAGCACUUCCUGUGUUCCAUGUGUUGGUUUGACUUACACAGAUGAGCCAAACGGUUUGACCAAAUGCAAACCAUGUACUGUCUGUGACCAGGGCCUUGGAUUGAAAACAGUGAGGACAUGUACAUCAUCUUCAGAUACAGUGUGUGGGGUCCUGGAAGGACACUAUUGUAUUAAUCCUUAUAAGGGAGGGUGCAGGGCAGCCAAUAAACACACAGCCUGCAAACCUGGACAGUUCAUCAAACAGCCUGGAGCAGAAUAUAUCGAUACCGACUGUGAGGACUGCAGUGAUAAUUCAUACUCUAAUGGCUCUUUUACAUCCUGCAAAUCUCACACAGACUGUGAAUCCAAAGGACUUCUAGCAGAGCUGGGCAGCGACCCUGGGACACAGACCCCCCUGGGCCUGUUCACCGGCAAGGUGGAGCCGGUCCGGACUGCAGGACCUGAGGGCCUCAGAGGGUGCUGA
Molecule: messenger RNA, 1373 nt
Organism: Paramormyrops kingsleyae
Lineage: Eukaryota; Metazoa; Chordata; Actinopteri; Osteoglossiformes; Mormyridae
Product: tumor necrosis factor receptor superfamily member 14-like
Biological process (GO): apoptotic process; positive regulation of T cell migration; signal transduction
Cellular component (GO): membrane; external side of plasma membrane
Molecular function (GO): transmembrane signaling receptor activity; protein binding
Source: RefSeq, a predicted model, not a curated record